AUGGAAGCAGAGGAAGGUGAAUUUAUUACACCCAACAAAAAAGCAGGACACAUUCCCCCUAUAGUCUUAGCAGACUUCACGGGGGAUUGGGAUAAGAUGAAAGAAGAUUUUGAAGAGCAAUUAAAUAUAAAAAAAUAUCGUGGAAACCUAAGUGGAGGUACACUGACCAUAAGAGUUUAUGACUCAGACCACUACCGCACAGUUACUGAAUACCUAACUAAACUACUUAUUCCUUUUCAUACUUUUAAACUCAACAGUGAAAAGCCUAUCAAGGCAAUAAUUAAAAAACUUCCAAAAACAGCUAAUAUGGAACUAAUCAAAAACGAAAUUGCCCAAGAAGUCCUGAAUAUAGUUUCCAUAUUUUUUAGAGCAGAAGUAAUUGCCAUUGGAAAUGGUACUGCAUGCAGAGAAACAGAAGUGUGGCUUUCAGAUUUGAUAAAGAAGAAUUUUUUUGAGCCUUUGGAUGUCAAAUAUUGUAUCAUAAAUGAGAGUGGCGUUUCAAUAUACAGUGUUACCAAAGAAGCUGAAUUGGAAUUGCCUGACAUGGAUCCUAAUGUGAGAAGUGCAGUCUCAAUUGCUAGAAGACUCCAAGAUCCUUUAUUAGAAUAUGUUAAAGUAGAACCCAAACAUUUAGGUGUUGGAAUGUAUCAGCAUGAUGUGCCAGAAGCUCAACUGAAGAAAGCAUUGGAUAGUAUUGUUGAAGAAUGUGUGAGCUUUGUGGGUGUCGAUCUCAAUGUGUGCCCAGAAUUUCUUCUGAGGAAAAUUUCUGGUUUAACCGCUACAAGAGCAAAACAAAUUGUGGAAUGGCGAACCAAAAAUGGUUGCUUCAUCAACCGGCAGCAGCUGUUGCAAGUAAAAGGUUUAGGACAAAAGUCAUUUGAACAGUGUGCUGGUUUUGUCAAAGUUUUACCACAAACGUCUGUGUCAACUUCCACUCAAGUUCCUGAUGCUGAAGAAGAAAAACCUAAAGGGAAAAAAGCAAAAAAGUCUGCUGUCUUUGCUCCAAAUCUAUUGGAUCAGACAAUUAUUCAUCCAGAAUCAUACAACAUAGCUGAAAAGUUUUUAGAAGAAAUAAAAGGUAGCCCUCAGGAAAUAGGACAGCAGUUAUUGGUGGACAAGGUGUCACAGUACAUGAAAUUUAAAUGUAUAGAAAAUGUGGCAACCCAAUUUUCAGUCUCAGUUCCUCUCAUGCAACUGAUCAUCGAUGCAUUGAAGCAGCUGCAUGAUUAUGACAUAAGAGGAGAAUUUGAACAGCCCCUCUUCUUGACAUCAGUACGAACAUUUUCUGAUUUAAAAGUUCAUCAAAAACUUACAGGAUGUGUCAGAAAUGUUACUGCAUUUGGGGCCUUUGUAGAUGUUGGUGUAGGUGCGGAUGGACUAAUCCACGUCAGCAAGAUGAAAGGCCAGAAGCUAAGUGUUGGCGACAAGGUGUCUGUGCUGGUAAAAAGUGUAGACAUUGACAAAAAGCGAUUAGACUUGGAACUUUGUACUGACUCUGAUGUCAAACAAGAACCUCAAUGUCCCAGUUCAAAAAAAGCACAGAUACAACCACGCCUUUUUGCAGAUUUGAAAGUUAAUCAAGAACUUACAGGAUGUGUAACGAAUAUCACAGCCUUUGGAGCUUUUGUGGAUGUCGGAGUCGGUAAGGAUGGCUUACUUCAUAUCAGUAAGAUGGCAGGACAGAAUUUAAAUAUUGGUGACACUAUAACUGUGUUUGUGCAAAAUGUUGACUUCGAUAAAAAGCAAUUGCAAUUAAAUUUGGGCACCAACUUGAAAUUUAACCAACAGUCAAGUACUAAUGUAAAGAAUGAACAAUUAAAACCAAUGCCAUUCACCGAUUUGAAAAUUAACCAAGAACUUACGGGAGUGGUCAAAAACAUUGCUCCAUAUGGAGCUUUUAUAGACAUUGGAGUGGGUCCAAAUGGACUUAUUCACAUUAGUAGAAUGAGAGGCAAAGAGCUGAAUAUUGGGGAUAUUGUAUCAGUGGUUGUAAAAAGUGUAGACUUUAAGAAAAAACGCAUAGAGCUAGAAUUUUGCACAGAGUCUAAAGUUAAAACAGAGCCCAAUAAUUUCAAUAAUUUAAAAAAAGAACAGUCAAAAUCUCGCCAGUUCACUGAUUUGAGAGUGAAUGAAGAACUUACAGGGUUUGUAAGAAAUGUGACUAUGUAUGGAGCUUUUGUAGAUGUUGGAGUUGGUAGUAAUGGUUUAAUUCAUGUUAGCAAAAUGAAAGGACAACAACUACAAGUUGGUGAAAAAGUAUCUGUGCGUUUAAGAAGUAUUGAUUAUCAAAGAAAGCGAUUAGAACUAGAACUUCUGUGUGUAUUCUGAAUAAAUCACAUUUUAUAUUUAUUAAAGAAUAAAUAUACAUAAGAAAUUU
Stegodyphus dumicola is the source of this 2377-nucleotide messenger RNA. RefSeq names its product S1 RNA-binding domain-containing protein 1-like. Gene Ontology annotation, molecular function: mRNA binding; structural constituent of ribosome. NCBI's taxonomy places the organism in Eukaryota, Metazoa, Arthropoda, Arachnida, Araneae, Eresidae. Gene Ontology annotation, biological process: nucleobase-containing compound metabolic process; translation. The record is from RefSeq and is a predicted model, not a curated record.